Solanum pennellii is the source of this 769-nucleotide messenger RNA. Its product is annotated as pheromone-processing carboxypeptidase KEX1-like. Lineage: Eukaryota; Viridiplantae; Streptophyta; Magnoliopsida; Solanales; Solanaceae. The transcript has a single exon. The record is from RefSeq and is a predicted model, not a curated record. The coding region runs from base 22 to 294 and encodes 90 amino acids.
UAUGAGUAUGCAUGUAGGUUUAUGGUGGAUGGUAUUGGAUCGUACGAGGAUACAGAUAUGUAUAUGGAAUGUGAUAUUCCUAGACAUGUGAAGGGGCCUGACAAUAUUGAAGAUGAUGAUGAUGAUGAUGAUGAUGAUAAUGAAGAUGAUGAAGAGGAAGAAGAUGACGAUGAUGAAUAUGCCGAGGAUUAUGAUGGGGAAAGAGAAGAGGAGGAGAAGCCUGAAAAGAAGGUGACAUUUGUUUUCCCUGCUUCUACAACUAUUUUCCUUGCCGCACAGAUUCCUCUACCCUAAAAAUUGAAAAGGGUCCUCUUCUUUAUCUUUCAGCUCUAUUCACUGGUGAUUUCUAUCUCCAUUUUACCUUUCCUCUCCUUCAAUUUACUCUUCCAGAUUUUUCCUUAUUUCGUAUCAAUAACAACAGGAGAUGGAACUAAAAUACAAAAAAAAAAAGUAUCAUUUUUGGAAGUCUAAACUUUGUUGUUCUAGAAGGUUCUGAGGAUACUUAUGUGCAGAUUCAGGUGCAGCAUCGUAGUGUGGAGUCCAUACCUUGUAGAUAAACAUAGCAAAAAUGGUUGAAUUUUGUUUGUUGAUUAUUGUUAAAGUCAACAAAUGUUGCAACAAAAUUCAAAGCUCACCAUUUCUUUUUUCAACUAAAAUCUUAGCAAGAUUUCUACAUAGGUGAAAAUGUUGAAAUCUUGUGUUUCUUGUGAUGUCAUUGGUGACAUCAUUAGGAGUAGAUUUUCCUAUAAAUAGAGAGCUCUUGCUCAUU